ACGAAAUUAUCUCUAUCCGCGUCCGCCGCCAACUUACAACAAACUCUCUUUUGCACCACACGUGUUUCUCUAAGAUUUUUCGUUCUGACCUAGCCAACUAUUUCGUUGUCUUUAAACGAUAAAAAAUGGGUUUCGCCAAUGUAUGGUAUUCGCAUCCCAGACGUUAUGGCCAAGGAUCUCGUUAUUGCCGAGCGUGUACAAACAGGCAUGGUCUGAUCCGGAAAUACGGUAUCAAUUUGUGCCGUCAGUGUUUCCGUGAAUACGCCAACGACAUCGGUUUCAAGAAAAUGGACUAAAUAUUGAUUUUCUACGAUCUUGACUGUGACAACUACGAAUACCUACCACCCUGUAUGGUCGCAUUAAUUUUGUCUACUAUUUAAGUGAAUAAAUGAACUUGAUUUGAAAAUACGUA
Molecule: messenger RNA, 412 nt
Organism: Sipha flava (yellow sugarcane aphid)
Lineage: Eukaryota; Metazoa; Arthropoda; Insecta; Hemiptera; Aphididae
Gene: RpS29
Product: 40S ribosomal protein S29
Exons: 3
Coding region: 126-296 (56 amino acids)
Biological process (GO): translation
Cellular component (GO): ribosome; cytosolic small ribosomal subunit
Molecular function (GO): structural constituent of ribosome; zinc ion binding
Source: RefSeq, a predicted model, not a curated record